AUGGAAGACAUAGAACAUGUGAGAAUUUAUCUCCUGGAACAAUAUGCGGAUUAUUCCAAAGAUAUUCCAGAAAUCUCGGUGGAGGAACAAACAGGGAACCAAGAUGAAAAGGACUCUACUCACAAAGGCAGGAAUGUACUCAUUAAGGAUAGGGAUCCCAAAGGAAUUAAUUGCUUCCUUAAGGCUGGGCCUGUAGCACUGUUGCCUGGCCUGCUGUUCUUCAUCCUCAGUUUCCUGCACAUCUGGCUCAUAAUCCCCACUGUGCAACUUCUGCUAAUGAACAUGCACCGGGUAAACGUGGUGUGGGCCAGUGUGCUGGAUCUUACCAUCUCUCCCUUCUUCUUCAGUCUGGGAAGAUGCUUUGAGUCCAUCAGUAUUCACUGUACAAAAGACUAG
Molecule: messenger RNA, 396 nt
Organism: Ictalurus punctatus (channel catfish)
Lineage: Eukaryota; Metazoa; Chordata; Actinopteri; Siluriformes; Ictaluridae
Product: caveolin-2-like
Exons: 3
Coding region: 1-396 (131 amino acids)
Biological process (GO): caveola assembly
Cellular component (GO): caveola
Molecular function (GO): molecular adaptor activity
Source: RefSeq, a predicted model, not a curated record